UGCAGGUUGGAUGGUGGGUUAUAAUGAAAUUUAUAGAAGAUAGGGCUAAUUUGGUGCAGAUUAGGAGAGCGAAGGAGUUGGAAGUGAUGGAGGAAGAGCUAGGAGUUGAUGAUGCUGUUGUUGGUAGUGGACUGACUAGGGUUUAUGGAGAUUCAUUGUUGGGAAUGUGUAAUGGACUUGAGCUUAAUUUAUCAAAUAAGGUCGACCAACUUUGACUUAAAAUGCUCAAUAACUUCUCUGGUCAGAAGUCUUUGGGUAUUUAUGCUCAAAUUUCAAUAAAUACGACCAAAAGUGUUUCGCAAUGUAAGAAAUGGUUGAAUUCAAUGAACUUCUUGAAGAUCGAGAGCUUGACUCUAGCUCAUACCGAGAGAGCAACCGGUCAUCUUGACUUUAGAAGAAUUAAAAAUUGAUUCUUAUCAAGACUACAAAAUGUUGUGCACGAAAUCAAUUUAAUUCACUUUUCAUUGCCAAAAGAGGUAAUAACAUCAGUAUUGUCAAAAGGAAGCCAUCUUGAGGAUAUCAAUUUCAAUGAUUGCACUAUUGAUCUCGAAGGAGUCAGAAUCAAGAGCCAAGUGAAAUCAAGGACCAGAUAUCUUGAUUUUACAGGAUCAACAUUUAUGAGAGGGUUUAGGAAAGGAAAAGAUUUUAGUGACUUCUUCGAAAGAAUCUGCAUACUAUUAAAGCAAUCAUAUCUCAACUCACCUCUUCGAUAUGUAAUUUGCCAGAAGUGGGCAAUCACCGAGAAAUCUUUCAAAUUUCUGAUUUCUCAGUACAAACUUGAGAAGUUUGAAUUCUUACUGGCGAGGAACCGAUGAUAAUAAUUUUCCUUCUUGUCAGACUUAUUUAAUAACCAAUUAA
This is a messenger RNA of Moneuplotes crassus, 858 nucleotides long. The record is from the annotation of a GenBank genome assembly. Lineage: Eukaryota; Ciliophora; Spirotrichea; Euplotida; Euplotidae.